This is a messenger RNA of Jaminaea rosea, 1199 nucleotides long. RefSeq lists its product as hypothetical. Gene Ontology annotation, molecular function: carbon-sulfur lyase activity. The transcript is spliced from 3 exons. Lineage: Eukaryota; Fungi; Basidiomycota; Exobasidiomycetes; Microstromatales. The coding region runs from base 24 to 776 and encodes 250 amino acids. The record is from RefSeq and is a predicted model, not a curated record.
CUCCGAACUCCCUUCAAACCGCCAUGUUGCAGCGCAUCAUUUCUCGUUCCUCCUUCUUGACCACCACCUCGCCCUCGCGUCUCCUGUCACCAGUCCGCGCCACUGCUCGCCUUCUAACGACGCCGACGUGCCCACGCUACGCAGCACAGCCUAUUCAGCAGUAUCAGCAGCAGCAAGAGCAGCACUCUCAGCCUAGACCUCAUUCUUGCCAAGGCGAUAUGGGAAGUAAAGGCCACGUCGAGCCGCCCAAGACGGGCUGGAAGGGCGCCAUUCCAUCGCAGAAGGGAGGCAGCGAGGAGGGUUACAUUUUGAAACCGCCUUACUACUGGCACAGCGACGACUUUGAGGCAAAGUACAAGAGCUCGUGCUGGUGUGGAAGAGUCAAAUUCGAAUUCCACGGCGAUCCCAUCACGGCCAAGCACUGCCACUGCAACCAGUGCCAGGUGUUGCACGGCGCCCCCUUCCAAUACGCCGCCGUCUUCCACAAAACGUCGGUCCGCCUCUCUCACCAGACUGACCCUACGAAUCUCAACUUCUUCUCCACUCAUCGCAAGGAGGACGGGCAUGAUGUGCCAUGCAAGAUUGCGUGCAGCCACUGUCACUCACCCCUGCUCGACGAGGGGCGUAAUAUGGUCAUGGCUUAUCCGUCGACGUUCAACUUCAAGGACGGUCAGAUCCCGGCUUCGUUUGCUUCCAAGGGACACAUCUUCUACUCGGAGGCCAUUGUCGAGUUUGACGACGGCGUUCCGAGUAAGUGCGGGCGCAAGACGGCAUGACUGAAUGGGUGCUGACCGUCGUCUCCUUGGCUCCUCGCUCGCAGAGUGGUCCGGCCACAUCGACGACUCGGAGCUCUUACCGCACAAGAUUGGUCGCAAGGGCAAGCUGGGCCUCGGGCAGAGCGGGCAAGAGCAUCGAGGAGAGAAGAGGACUUACAACGAAGAACAUGCGAGCGACGAGGACAAGAAGGCGGCCAAAGGUGAGAAGGGCGAGCGAGUGGCCAAGUGAAGUGACGGGGGGCAUGUGUAUGUCAAGGCGUGCAGCUGUAUAUCCUUGGGUCACCGAUGGCGCUGUUCUUGCGUUGACAGAGAAGAGCUUGGCUGACGUGCUUUCGCGCAAUGAUCGAAUCGCUACCCUGUACUCAGAGUCGAAUGGAGACGUGGGCAGAUGAUCAUGAAAGCGCAACAAAUUACAUGCCGUCG